AUGAGUCACUCAGGAGGAGCUAUGAAGCUGAUGAUGGUGAUGAUGGCCAUGGCACUGCUCACCACAAGCCAUGGCAUUGGCAUCCACAUCAACACCAGCGUCAUCACCGGUGGCCACUCUGCCUCCCAGUGCAACGGCCUCACCGACACGGCGUGCCGGAUUGCACACUCGGAGUUGGACUUUGACUUGGAGUUCAUGUUGGACUCGGAAUUCAGCAUAAGGCUCCUCCAGACAAAUGACCCUCAUCUUUCUCAGGAGGCGUUGGUUUCAACGAAUGCUGUGUCCUGUAACCAACCAGAGAAUCCAAAUGGCUGCCAUGGCACGGCAAACAACAGACCCAUUUCAGACCACUGCAAGACGGAACCCACCAAUAGGAGUUGCCACAAAAUUCCCCCCCAAUAA
This is a messenger RNA of Prunus armeniaca (apricot), 402 nucleotides long. NCBI's taxonomy places the organism in Eukaryota, Viridiplantae, Streptophyta, Magnoliopsida, Rosales, Rosaceae. The record is from the annotation of a GenBank genome assembly.